This is a messenger RNA of Coregonus sp. 'balchen', 20243 nucleotides long. The record is from the annotation of a GenBank genome assembly. Lineage: Eukaryota; Metazoa; Chordata; Actinopteri; Salmoniformes; Salmonidae.
CAAGAGACUGCAAUUCUGUAACAGACCUACCGGUGGCGCUGUGAAAUAUUGCUUCACUCAUUAUUCACAUGUCAACCGGCGACUGAAACUCAGUGGUGCUGUCGCUACAUCAUCGAGUGGAAAAAUCUCAGGCCGCAUGUGUGGUGAUAAAAUAAAUACUUGUUCUUCUCUGACAGCCACUCUUACCACCGGUUUAAGUUAUUUUUUUAAGACAAAGUCGUUGGUUUUCUGUUAAUAUCCGUAGAAAUAGCCGAAAAUGCCAAAGAAAGCGAAAGAAGACGCAGAAUGGGAAGGAGAAGAGGGAGCAGCACCACCACCAGCGGCGGCAGGUAGCUAAUUGCUGCUAGCAACUUAGCUAACGGUUACAGCUGAAUCCUUUCCAGCCGUUGCAAUAGACUGUUCGCUAAGAGAAAAAAAGUUGUUAGCUAGCUAAUGUGCCUCAGUGAGUGAUCUUUGAUAAACAAGUAACGGUCAUGGCUGUCAUACGAUAUGGUGUAUUUUGACAGCAUAGUGUGACAUUAGUGAUGGUUAACUAGCUGGCUGGAAGCUACGUUAGUUAGCUAACUAGCUUUCUAUCAAUGUUGUGAAAAUGAUGCAAUGCCAUAUUAAUGCCUUGGAAUUGUGUCAGACAAAUGAUUAAUUGUUCUCUCUACUUGACAGUCAAGUAGAGACACCUCAACAUUUAAAAUAGUGAAAGGGGUCGUUUGUGGAAGAAUAAUCAACUCGGGGUCAUAACUACAUUUACAUUUUAGUCAUUUAGCAGACGCUCUUAUCCAGAGCGACUUACAGUUAGUGAGUGCAUACAUUUUUCAUACUGUCCCCCCGUGGGAAACGAACCCACAAGCAAGUGCCAUGCUCUACCAACUGAGCUACAGGGGACCUAGUUAUUAAUUUCUCAUUGAAGUCAUGAAGGCUAGCUAGUUAGUUAGCUAGCUAGGUCAUAGCUAGUAUGCAUUGUUAGAAGAACUGCUGUGUUGCCAAAAGUCAUUCUGGAAAUGCUCCACCCCUAUGCUCCCCUUUUAACAUGCGUUGCCUCCCCUCUGGCUCAUUUGGCCACUCUUUUUGUCACUCAGUGCAUCCAUAUGUUGAUGACCAACUUGCUCAUCUUUAUACCUACAUUUUUAUCUCCCCUCUCUUCAGAAAAAUCAGUAAAGAAAGGAAAGAAGGAUAAGAAGGGGAAGAAGAGUGUGAGUAGUUAUACCUCUUGUCGAUAUUUUGAGUUAAUUGAAUGUGGCGUGAAAUAAAAUGUAAUCCUAAAUGUGAACAUUUAAUAAAAUGUGUCAACAUUGCUCUCACACAGUUCUUUGAUGAGCUGGCCACAGAUAACAAAACUGAGAAGGAGGAUGAACCAGUGCUGAAGGAGACUCAAGGAAAGCAGGUAAUUAUAUUCCUUAACUACUACAGAGAUAUUAUAUAGGCCAUUUUCAGGUGGAUUACUACUUUUUGCAAUACUGUAUCAAUAACACAACGUCCUGUGAUAUAUUGACAUGAAUAAAUCCACCUAUUCCAUAAUUAUUAUGUUUUUUUCCCCCUUCCCACCCAAUUUGCUCUCUUGAAAGACAGCAGACGAGCUUGAAGAGGUUGGGGAGGUUGGUUAUAUGUAGCCACUACUAGCCAGAAUGGUAGCUAGCUUGCAGUGUUGAAUCUACAAUACAUAGAUAACCAUUAUAUAUAAAUAUAAAUACUCAGUGCAUUCAGAAAGUAUUCAGACCCCUUGACUCUUUCCACAUUUUCUUACAUUACAGCCUUAUUCUAAAAUUGAUUAAAUUGUUUUUUCCCCCUCAUCAAACUACACACAAUGUCCAAUAAUGACAAAGCAAAAACUGUUUUUUAGACAUUUUUGCAAAUAGAUUAAAAAUAAAAACACAUCUAUUUACAUAAUUAUUCAGACCCUUUACUCAGUACUUUGUUGAAGCACCUUUGGAAGGGAUUACAGCCUUGAUUCUUCUUGGGUAUGACACUACAAGCUUGGCACACCUGUAUUUGGGGAGUUUUUCCCCAUCCUGUCAAGCUCUGUCAGGUUGGAUGGGGAGCAUCGCUGCACAGCUAUUUUCAGGUCUCUCCAGAGAUGUUUGAUCAGGUUCAAGUCUGGGCCACUCAAGGACAUUCAGAGACUUGUCCCGAAGCCACUCCUUUGUUGUAUUGGCUGUGUGCUUAGGGUCGUUGUCCUGUUGGAAGGUUAACCUUCGCCCUAGUCUGAGGUCCUGAGCGCUCCGGAGAAGGUUUUCAUCAAGGAUCUCUCUGUACUUUGCUCCGUUCAUCUUUCCCUCGAUGCUGGCUAGUCUUUCCCUGCCGCUGAAUAACAUCCCCACAGCAUGAUGCUGACACCACCAUGCUUCACCGUAGGGAUGGUGCCAGGUGUCCUCCAGACGUGAUGCUUGGCAUUCAGGCCAGAGUUCAAUCUUGGUUUCAUCAGAACAGAGAAUCUUGUUUCUCAUGGUCUGAUAGUCCUUUAGGUGCCUUUUGGCAAACUCCAAGCGGGCUGUCGUGCCUUUUACUGAGUAGUGGCUUCCGUCUGGCCACUCUACCAUAAAGGACUGAUUAGUGGAGUGCUGCAGAGAGAUGGUUGUCAUUCUGGAAGGUUCUCCCAUCUCCACAGAGGAACUCUGGAGCUCUGUCAGAGUGACCAUCGGGUUCUUGGUCACCUCCCUGACCAAGGCCCUUCUCCCCCGAUUGCUCAGUUUGGCCGGGUGGCCAGCUCUAGGAAGAGUCUUGGUGGUUCCAAACUUCUUCCAUUUAAGAAUGAUGGAGGCCACUGUGUUCUUGGGGACCUUCAAUGCUGCAGAAAUGUUUUGAAACCCUUCCCAAGAUCUUGGCCUCGACACAAUCCUGUGUCUGAGCUCUACGGACAAUUCCUUCGACCUCAUGGCUUGGUUUUUGCUCUGACAUACACUGUCAACUGUGGGACCUUAUAUAGACAGGUGUGUGCCUUUCCAAAUGAUGUCCAAUCAAUUGAAUUUACCACAAGUGGACUCCAAUCAAGUUGUAGAAACAUCUCAAGGAGGAUCAAUGGAUACAGGAUGCACCUGAGCUCAAUUUCGAGUCUCAUAGCAAUGGGUCUGAAUACUUAUGUAAAUAAGGUAUUUCUGUUUUUUAUUCUAAACACCUGUUUUUGCUUUGUCAUUAUGGGAUAUUGUGUGUAGAUUGAUGAGGGAAAACAUUUAUUUAAUCAAUUUUAGAAUAAGGCUGUAAAGUAACAAAUUGUGGAAAAAGUGAAGGGGUCUGAAUACUUUCCGAAUGCACUGUAUAUAUGGCUCCCGAGUGGCGCAGCAGUCUAAGCCACUGCAUCUCUGUGCUUCAGGCGUCACUACAGACCCCUGGUUCGAUUCCAGGCUGUAUCACAACCGGCCGUGAUUGGGAGUCCCAUAGGGCGGUGCACAAUUGGCCCAGCGUCGUGCGGGUUUGGCCGGUGUAGGGCGUCAUUGUAAAUAAGAAUUUGUUCUUAACUGACUUGCCUAGUCAAAUAAAGGUGAAAUAAAUAAAUAUGAAAAAUAUAUACACUACCGUUCAAAAGUUUGGGGUCACUUAGAAAUGUCCUUGUUUUCGAAAGAAAAGCUUCUUUUUUUUGUCCAUUUAAAAUAACAUCGAAUUGAUCAGAAAUACAGUGUAGACAUUGUUAAUGUUGUAAAUGGCUAUUGUAGCUGGAAACGGCUGAUUUUUUUUUUGGAAUAUCUACAUAGGCGUACAGAGGCCCAUUAUCGGCAACCACCAGUCCUUUGUUCCAAUGCCACGUUGUGUUUACUAAUCCAAGUUGAUCAUUUAAAAAGGCUAAUUGAUCAUUAGAAAACCCUUUUGCAAUUAUGUUAGCACAGCUGAAAACUGUUUUGCUGAUUAAAGAAGCAUUAAAACUGGCCUUCUUGAGACUAGUUGAGUAUCUGGAGCAUCAGCAAUUAUGGGUUCGAUUACAGGCUCAAAAUGGCCAGAAACAAAUAACUUUCUUCUGAAACUCGUCAGUCUAUUAUUGUUCUGAGAAAUUAAGACUAUUCCAUGCGAGAAAUUGCCAAGAAACUGAAGAUCUCGUACAACACUGUGUACUACUCCCUUCACAGAACAGCACAAACUGGCUCUAACCAGAAUAGAAAGAGGAGUGGGAGGCCCCGGUGCACAACUGAGCAAGAGGACAACUACAUUAGUGUCUAGUUUGAGAAACAGACGCCUCACAGGUCCUCAACUGGCAGUUUCAUUAAAUAGUACCCGCAAAACACCAGUCUCAACGUCAACAGUGAAGAGGCGACUCUGGGAUGCUGACCUUCUAGGUAGAGUUGCAAAGAAAAAGCCAUAUAUCAGAAUGGCCAAUAAAAAUAAAAUAUUAAAAUGGGCAAAAGAACACAGACACUGGACAGAGGAAGAUUGGAAAAAAGUGUUAUGGACAGACAAAUCGAAGUUUGAGGUGUUCGGAUCACAAAGAAGAACAUUUGUGAGACGCAGAACGAAUGAAAAGAUGCUGGAGGAGUGCUUGAUGCCAUCUGUCAAGCAUGGUGGAGGCAAUGUGAUUGUCUGGGGGUGCUUUGGGGGUAGUAAAGUGGGAGAUUUGUACAGGGUAAAAGGGAUCUUGAAGAAGGAAGGCUAUCACUCCAUUUUGCAACGCCAUGCCAUACCCUGUCGACGGUGCUUGAUUGGAGCCAAUUUCCUCCUACAACAGGACAAUGACCCAAAGCACAGCUCCAAACUAUGCAAUAACUAUUUAGGGAAGAAGCAGUCAGCUGGUAUUCUGUCUAUAAUGGAGUGGCCAGCACAGUCACCGGAUCUCAACCAUAUUGAGCUGUUGUGGGAGCAGCUUGACCGUAUGGUACAGUGGGGAGAACAAGUUUUUGAUACACUGCAGAUUUUGCAGGUUUUCCUACUUACAUAGCAUGUAGAGGUCUGUAAUUUCUAUCAUAGGUACACUUCAACUGUGAGAGACGGAAUCUAAAACAAAAAUCCAGAAAAUCACAUUGUAUGAUUUUUAAGUAAUUAAUUUGCAUUUUAUUGCAUGACAUAAGUAUUUGAUCACCUACCAACCAGUAAGAAUUCCGGCUCUCACAGACCUGUUAGUUUUUCAUUUAAGAAGCCCUCCUGUUCUCCACUCAUUACCUGUAUUAACUGCACCUGUUUGAACUCGUUACCUGUAUAAAAGACACCUGUCCAUACACUCAAUCAAACAGACUCCAACCUCUCCACAAUGGCCAAGACCAGAGAGCUGUGUAAGGACAUCAGGGAUACAAUUGUAGACCUACACAAGGCUGAGAUGGGCUACAGGACAAUAGGCAAGCAGCUUGGUGAGAAGGCAACAACUGUUGGCGCAAUUAUUAGAAAAUGGAAGAAGUUCAAGAUGACGGUGAAUCACCCUUGGUCUGGGGCUCCAUGCAAGAUCUCACCUCGUGGGGCAACAAUGAUCAUGAGGAAGGUGAGGGAUCAGCCCAGAACUACACGGAAGGACCUGGUCAAUGACCUGAAGAGAGCUGGGACCACAGUCUCAAAGAAAACCAUUAGUAACACAUUACGCCGUCAUGGAUUAAAAUCCUGCAGUGCACGCAAGGUCUCCCUGCUCAAGCCAGUGCAUGUCCAGGCCCGUCUGAAGUUUGCCAAUGACCAUCUGGAUGAUCCAGAGGAGGAAUGGGAGAAGGUCAUGUGGUCUGAUGAGACAAAAAUAGAGCUUUUUGGUCUAAACUCCACUCGCCGUGUUUGGAGGAAGAAGAAGGAUGAGUACAACCCCAAGAACACCAUCCCAACCGUGAAGCAUGGAGGUGGAAACAUCAUUCUUUGGGGAUGCUUUUCUGCAAAGGGGACAGGACGACUGCACUGUAUUGAGGGGAGGAUGGAUGGGGCCAUGUAUCGCAGAUCUUGGCCAACAACCUGCUUCCCUCAGUAAGAGCAUUGAAGAUGGGUCGUGGCUGGGUCUUCCAGCAUGACAACGACCCGAAACACACAGCCAGGGCAACUAAGGAGUGGCUCCGUAAGAAGCAUCUCAAGGUCCUGGAGUGGCCUAGCCAGUCUCCAGACCUGAACUCAAUAGAAAAUCAUUGGAGGGAGCUGAAAGUCCGUAUUGCCCAGCGACAGCCCCGAAACCUGAAGGAUCUGGAGAAGGUCUGUAUGGAGGAGUGGGCCAAAAUCCCUGCUGCAGUGUGUGCAAACCUGGACCUACAGGAAACGUAUGAUCUCUGUAAUUGCAAACAAAGGUUUCUGUACCAAAUAUUACUUAUGUCAUGCAAUAAAAUGCAAAUUAAUUACUUAAAAAUCAUACAAUGUGAUUUUCUGGUAUUUUGUUUUAGAUUCCGUCUCUCAUAGUUGAAGUGUACCUAUGAUAGAAAUUACAGACCUCUACAUGCUAUGUAAGUAGGAAAACCUGCAAAAUCGGCAGUGUAUCAAAUACUUGUUCUCCCCACUGUACGUAAGAAGUGCCCAUCAAGCCAAUCCAACUUGUGGGAGGUGCUUCAGCAAGCAUGGGGUGAAAUCUCUUCAGAUUACCUCAACAAAUUGACAACUAGAAUGCCAAAGGUCUGCAAGGCUGUAAUUGCUGAAAAUGGAGGAUUCUUUGACGAAAGCAAAGUUUGAAGGACGCAAAUAUUACUUCAAUUAAAAAUCAUUAUUUCUAACUUUGUCAAUGACUACAUUUCCUAUGCAUUUUGCUAUAUUUCCUAUUCAAACUCAUUUCAUGGAUGUUUUCAUGGAAAACAAGGAAAUGUCUAAGUGACCCCAAACUUUUGAACGGUAGUGUGUAUAUAGAAUUGUGAUAUGUAUCAUGAUGUCCCUUCCUGCUAAUACCUAGCCCUAGUAUUUAUCAUGUAAACCGUAAUGCCUGUCCAAUAUAAUCUAUUUUGCUCUCAGCCUCAGAAGAAAAAGAAAGACCGGCGGAAAGGUAGAGGUGGAGAGGGAGACGAUGAUGACGAGGAUAUGAUGGAGAAACUGAAGAAGCUGUCAGUGCAAGCCAGCGAGGAAGAGGAAGAGGAGGGUAAGUUGACUGCUUAGUCUGUCAAACAAAUGUCUACAUUUCAAGCCGGAAAUGUUCAGUGUUGAUAUUCUAGCUAGCCUUUCAUCAACUUCGCUCGCUCUCUUUCUCUCUCAUCCCAGUUGUGGCCUCCGGAAAAGGCAAGGGAAAUAAGGUAAGCAUGUUGUGCAUACAACAGUCUUGAUCACUACAUCGACAGUCUUAACAGUCUUGGUCCCUCUGUUCUAUUACAUUUUGGGGGUAGAAUACAAUAUAAUCCACUUUUAAAUUGUAUUUGUUGUCUCAGGGUGGGAACAUCUUUGCAGCUCUCAGUCAGGGAGACAGUGAGGAUGAUGAUGGUGAUGAUGAUGAUGAGAGACUGAUGAAGAAGGUGCGUGGGGUCUGUUUCUUGUGUUUGUGUCGUGUUCUUCUGAAUGUUGAUUCUAUUGAUACUAACCUCAUUUUUUAGAGGUCCAGGGAGCUUUUAGAAUGUGUUUGUGUUGGUGUUUACUAAUUCAUCCACCCAUUCAUCCCACCCUUCCUUCUACUGUUCCUUCCUGUUCCUUUUCUACUGUCUUCUCUUUUGGAUUUCAUCACACAUUCACAAUAAUAGCUACACAUGUUCACAUCCAUAUUCUUAGUGAUUCCUACAUAGGGCUGUGGCGGUCAUGACAUUUUGUCAGCUGGUGAUUGUCUUACAAAUAACUGCCGGUCUCAUGACCAUUAAUUAACAUAAACACGUUUAGCAUCUCCUGGCUUCCACGCAUAGCCUACAAGCCACUGAUGAAAACCGUUGGAACAUCUACAUUAAAAAAAAGUUUAAUAAAUCGAUUUAAUAUAGCCCACACCAUCACAAUAAUCCAUUGUUUAUUUUAGACAGGUCUAAAGAAACAUAAUAUGAAGAAAAUGUAGCCUAUUUCAGAAGAACAGAAUAGCAUACCCUGAGUUGUCCUUAUGGUAGGCCCUGAUCUAGCCAUGCCAUAUGGCUGUGGGCUACACCUAGUUCAUUUAGACAAGAUUUGCUUAGAAUUCUAUGGCAUUAUAUUAUAGAAUGAAGAAUACAAUUGAACAUAGUUUUAAGAAAGUAGAAAGGGAGUGCGCACAUGCGACUAUUCUGUGUUGAGCAGUUAACAAAGAAACAUAUAUUCUUAAUUAUUGUUAUUAUUCAACUUUAGUUCUGAUACAAACGUUAGGCUAUAUGUCUUGAUUUUUUAUACAUUCUAAGGCUGCAUGAUGCGACUAAUGAUGAUUUGAAAAAAGUUACAUGAAAGGCAUGAGCUCUGCUCUGUUUCUUGCACAGGCUGCACACACUUCAUCAGUCUCUCAUUCACAAUUUGACAAGCACUUGAUAAUAUGCCUACGAGUUGAAUUAUUUUUUAUUUAGAAUGCCCCACAAAGAAAACGGUUACGUGCUGUUACGUUUUUAAUAUGCAAGCAUAGGCAGCGCAUCCAUAAGGCUAGGGGAAGCUUUUCCUAAAGUAAAUUUAAUUAAAUUGCCAAAAUUAUAUAGCCUAAUUAGCCUACUCCUGUUUCUACAGAAAUAUAUAAAACAAAUCAAAAUAGGCUACUAAAGCAUGAUUUGGCCACAGAGGAUAAUUAGCUUUAAAAAAAAAAGUGGAUUGUUUUAAAUCGCAUUGCCUACAGUCGGAAGGAAAGGCAGCGCAUGUAAUUUGGGCAGAUUAUUGUUGAGUUGCGACUGUCUGUGAAAAGUAGAGAGGCCAAGCCAGGCAUAUCGCAAUAUUUCAAAAUACUAUCGCAGGAAAACCGUUUGGGAAGCAAAUGAUUAUUGCUGUAAAGAGAAGACAAUGAAAAUACUAAUCUGUCUUUUAGUUAUCAAAAUUCUCAAUUUAAUUGAGCGAACAACAGUAUAGCCUAUCUUAUUGGCACCAGCGGAGAGCAUCGGCAAUAUCCCUGGUGAUUGUGCACUGCGCAUAUUCACCAUUUAUCAUUGUUGGGUUAGUGCUAAUAAUAUUUGUUGAUUUAUUUUGACAAUUUCCUUCUCCAGUUUAGAUGGACGUCAUAUUCUAUUUGUGUCUCCCCUUCUCAUAGGCCUAUUAUAUGGACGUUGUUUUUAUUGAUCUGUUUGUCAGUGUCAGCAGAGUAGGCUACCCUGUAAUUUGUCGUAUUAAAAAAUAUGUUGCUAAUAUCUCCAGUCAUAUAAAGUGUAGUAGAAUUGCAUGAAAUGUGUUUAUAAAAGGCCACAUGCAAAGAAAUAAUAAACGUAUCUGAUAUAGCCUAGGCCUACACUACGCACUCAGCCAUGCAUUGAACGGUCUUCUUUUGCGAACAGUGAUUGAGUUACACUACCGUUUAAAAGUUUGGGGUCACUUAGAAAUGUCCUUGUUUUCCAUGAAAACAUACAUGAAAUGAGUUUGAAUAGGAAAUAUAGCAAAAUGCAUAGGAAAUGUAGUCAUUGACAAGGUUAGAAAUAAUGUUUUUUAAUAUAAAUAAUAAUUGUGUCCUUCAAACUUUGAGACUGGUGUUUUGCGGGUACUAUUUAAUGAAGCUGCCAGUUGAGGACCUGUGAGGCGUCUGUUUCUCAAACUAGACACUCUAAUGUAUUUGUCCUCUUGGUCAGUUGUGCACCGGGGCCUCCCACUCCCCGUUCUAUUCUGGUUAGAACCAGUUUGUGCUGUUCUGUGAAGGGAGGAGUACACAGCGUUGUACAAGAUCUUCAGUUUCUUGGCAAUUUCUCGCAUGGAAUAGCCUUCAUUUCUCAGAACAAGAAUAGACUGACGAGGAUUUUCAGAAGAAAGUUAUUUGUUUCUGGCCCUUUUGAGCCUGUAAUCGAACCCACAAUUGCUGAUGCUCCAGAUACUCAACUAGUCUCAAGAAGGCCAGUUUUAUUGCUUCUUUAAUCAGCACAACAGUUUUCAGCUGUGCUAACAUAAUUGCAAAAGGGUUUUCUAAUGAUCAAUUACAUUUUUACAUUUUACAUUUUUAGUCAUUUAGCAGAUGCUCUUAUCCAGAGCGACUUAGUUAGUGAGUGCAUACAUUUUCAUACUGGCCCCCCAUGGGAAACGAACCCACAACCCUGGCGUUGCAAGCUCCAUGCUCUACCAACUGAGCUACAGGGGACUAUAGCCUUUUAAAAUGAUAAACUUGGAUUAGCAAACACAACGUGCCAUUGAAACACAGGUCUGAUGGUUGCUGAUAAUGGGCCUCUGUACGCCUAUGUAGAUUUUCCAUAAAAUAUCAGCCGUUUCCAGCUACAAUAGCCAUUUACAACAUUAACAAUGUCUACACUGUAUUUCUGAUCAAUUUUAUGUUAUUUUAAUGGACUUUUUCCAAAAGAAGGACAUUUCUAUGUGACCCCAAACUUUUGAACGGUAGUAUAUAUUAUGACUAUCCAAUCUACUCAUCACAUUAUGAAUAGUACGCUAUCUUACAUAAGUUUGCAAAUGCGAUGAUGCAUGGAAUGCUUUAUUAUAAAGGUGCAUUUUUAUGGUAGAAAUGAGCUUCCCCAAACUUAACUCGCACGCCGCAUACGUUUGCCAGGUUGUAAAACGGAUUAAUGUGCUUAAUUCUAAGAAUUGAGCAAUAAAUAUAGGAGUACGAGAAAGCUGGGAUCCUCUUUUAAAUAGUGGCCAGUAAAAACUCUGUUUUCACAUGCGAUUGCGCAAUGGCAGGGCUUAUAAAAGCACAUGUUUCACUAGGCUCUGUAGGCUAUGUGCUCUCUAACCAUGUUCCAGGUGUCCUAGGCCUAUAGGCUACGUUUGGAGUUAUUUGGCCACUUUAGUCGUGAUACAAACUUUAUCAAAACAGAUAGGCCUAUGGGCUAGGCUACAUGAUGUGUGUGACUAUUAUUUGAAAGUCACAAAAAAAAGGCGUGCUGUUUCUUGCCUUACUGCACAUGCUGGGCAUCAUUCACAAAUGAUAAUGUCACCCAUCAGACUAUUUUUAGUUUAAUCUUGUCUUCAUAUAUACUAAAUAAUAUGUGUGAAAUUAGUUUUGAUAUAGAAUGUACCAUUAUCAUGCACCUGUCAGAACAGGGGCAGGGCAAAAAUAAAUAAAUAGAGAAAUAAAUAUAGUAGGGCUAGCCUAUAGGAAGCUGAUGGGAUCCUCUUUUUAAUAGAGGCCAUCAAAACUCUGUUUGCUCACGCAAUUGCAUAGCCUAUAGCCUAUAGAAAUGUUGCGCAACAUGAGCUCAUGGGCCAUCAUGAAGUGUUUGAUUUGAUUUUCGAUUUGAUUUGCAUUGAUGUCGGCGUGAUUAGAGGGACAAUAGAUCGCUCAGUGCCAGGCCAUUAGCGACUGGCAGUUAGCAAGUUUAGUAGGCUAAUAAUGACAUUUGCAGCAUCAGAGCGCAGUUUUUGGAGAAACCUAGUUACGGUGACUAAAUGGUCACAUGGAAUUUGACUGCGGUCAUGACUCGUGACCGCCGGUGUGAUGGUAAUACGGUCACCGUAACAGCCCUAUUCCUACAUAAUUUCCUUUCAUUGCAUUUCAUCUACAUGUGUCGGACAAAUUAGCAUUGGCCAGAAGUGUUGGGGCUUGCAAGGCACUUAGAAUCUAAUGAUUUGAAUCAAGCAUGUUCUUUUUCUUCAUAAUGACGUUGUGCUCUGGUGUAAGGACAUCUCUAAUAUUAAGGAACUGGUGUAUCUGUGUGUUUGUCCGUGCGUCUUUAAUACUUUAAUACAGGAGGUUGAGAAGGUGUAUAAGGGCAAGAAAAAAGAUAAGCCAAAACCGAAAGCCAAGGUGGGUGAUGGAAUGUAUUUCUUCUCCGACUAUACACUAUUUUCUUUACCCCCCCCCCCCCCCCUUACCCCCCAUCAAACAGGGUUGAUACCGGAAAGCAGCACAUUUUUAAAUUGUUCACUAACACAUUCCCAUCUCAAUCUAUUCCCUUUUUAUUUCACUCUACACUUUAUUUCACUACUUUUCUCUUUCUCAUACACCUCAUAUCUGCAGAUCUAACCCACUGAAAUACUCAACACAAUACAACUGUGUGUCUGAUCUCACUUGUUCCCAGACGUGGAUCCUCACUCUCCUUUUUCCUACAUAUCCAGGCUCCCUCCGAUGAUGAGGAAGAGAAGAAAGACGAGGAUGAGAAGAAAGCUGUGAAAAAUAACAAGAAACCAGAGGCUAAACCAGCACCCAAGGUCAGGCUUUUGAUAGGCUUGGUGAAAUUUUCACAAUAUUGCUUAUGCCGAUCCAAUAAUUUCAGAUCUACUGGAGUAUCUAGGGAGUAGAGAGUAGAGCCUAGGGGUUGCUUGAUUUGGGAUUCAGCAUUAUGUUGAGAACUAAAUGAGAAAAACUCACUUUUACUCUUCCUUUGUAGGCAACUGAGGAUGAAGCAGAGGACGAGAAGCCUCAGCCGAAGAAAGGCAAGAAGGAACAGCCCAAGGUGAGUGAAGAGCUCUGGCGGUAACGACACAAACUUUGUAUAAAACAGUUUUCCUUCUGGAAUGUAGGGAUGGCAUUCUAUAGGAAAUAUCAUGGGUUAGCGACAUACAGUGCCUUCAGAAAGUAUUCAUACCCCUUGACUUAUUCCAUAUUUUGUUGUUUUACAGCGUAAAUUCAAAAUGGAUUACAUUUUACUUUUAAAUCUCACCCAUCUAUACACACUACCCCAUAAUGACAAAGUGAGAACAUGUUUUUAGACAUUUUUGCUAAUUUAUUGAAAAUGAAAUGCAGAUUUUACAUAAGUAUUCACACCCCUGAGUCAAUACUUUGUAGAAGCACCUUUGGCAGCGAUUACAGCUGUGAGUCUUUCUGGGUAAGUCUCUAAGAGCUUUCCACACCUGGAUUUUGCAACAUUUGCCCAAUAUUCUUCUGAAAAUUCUUCAAGCUCUGUCAAAUUGGUUCUUGAUCAUUGCUAGACAACGAUUUUCAGGUUUGCCAUAGGUUUUUAAGUAGAUUUAAGUCAAAACUGUAACUUGGCCACUCAGGAACAUUCAUUGUCUUAUUGGUAAGCAAUUCCAGUGUGGAUUUGGCCUUGUGUUUCAGGUUAUUGUCCUGCCGAAAGGUGAAUUUGUCUCCCAGUGUCUGGUGGAAAGCAGACUGAACCAGAUUUUCCUCUAGGAUUUUGCCUGUACCUUAGCUCCAUUCCCUUUCUUUUUUAUCCUGAAAAACUCCCCAGUCCUUGCCGAUGACAAGCAUACCCAUAACAUGAUGCAGCCACCAGUAUGCUUGAAAAUAUGGAGAGUGGUACUCAGUAAUGUGUUGUAUUGGAUUUGCCCCAAACAUAACACUUUGUGUUCAGGACAAAAAGUGAAUUGCUUUGCCACAUUUUUUGCUGUAUUACUUUAGUGCCUUGUUGCAAACAGGAUGCAUGUUUUGGAAUAUUUCUAUUCUGUACAGGCUUCCUUCUUUUCACUCUGUCAAUUAGGUUAGUAUUGUGGAAUAGCUACGAUGUUGUUGAUCCAUCCUCAGUUUUCUCCUGUCACAGCCAUUAAACUCUAACUUUUUUAGAGUCACCAUUGGCCUCAUGGUGAAAUCCCUGAGCGGUUUCCUUCCUCUCCGGCAACUUAGUUAGGAAGGACGCCUGUAUCUUUGUAGUGACUGGGUGUAUUGAUACAUCAUCCAAAGUGUAAUAAAUAACUUCACCAUGUUCAAAGGGAUAUUCAAUGUCUGUUUUGUUUUUUACCCAUCUACCAAUAGGUGCCCUUCUUUGCGAGGCAUUGGAAAACCUCCCUGGUCUUUGUGGUUGAAUCUGUGUUUGAAAUUCACUGCUCGACUGAGGGACCUUACAGAUAAUUGUAUGUGUGGGUUACAAAGAUGGGGUAGUCAUUCAGAAAUCAUAUUAAACACUAUUAUUGCACACAGUGAGUCAAUGCAACUUAUUAUAUGACUUGUUAAGCAAACUUUUACUCCUGAACUUAUUUAGGCUUUCCAUAACAAAAGGGGUUGAAUACUUAUUGACUCAUGACAUUUCAGCUUUUAAUUUUUUAUAAAUUUGACAUUGUGGUAUUGUGUGUAGGCCAGUGACCCAAAAUCUCAAUUUAAUUCAUUUUAAAUUCAGGCUACUUUCUGAAGGCACUAGAAGUGUGACUAAGUCUCAAUAUCCACACCUGUAAACUAUCUAGGCCAAUAUAAUGCAUGGCCACAGUAUAUGGGUCACAGUAACACUUGAUCUCUUGUUAGGGUAGUUUCUGUAAAACCAUAAUGUUGUGUUACUUGUCCCAUUCAGAGGAUGAACAAACCUGCUCGCCCCCCGCGCAGCGAAGAUGAGGAAGAGGGUGAAGACGACGAAGAUGACACAAUGAAGGUGUGUGUUUAUUGUCUAAACUGAGUCUGCUGUAUGGAAGGGUCAUACAUAGCAUGUAGAGCCACCAUAGAACGCCUAACUCACUGUCUCUCCCUCUGUCUGCCUCCCUCUCUACUGUCAGUGUGCUGAAGACGUGAUAGCAGAGCAGGAGCAGGAGAAAGGUGACGACCCCUUUGCAAACAUGAGCAAGAAGGAGAAGAAGAAGAAAAAGAAAAUGGUAACCAGUCCAUAUAUAUAUAUAUAUAUAUAUAUAUACAAAUAUUGACCUUUUGAGAGCCUUUGGGCCAAACCAGACACAGAAGAAGCUUUUCAUUCAUUGGAAGUGUGUGUCUGUGUUUCUAGAUUGAGUAUGAAAAGCAGGUGGCCAGUGUGCGUGCUGCCAACGCCAUCGAGGGAGACUUCUCCGUGUCCCAGGCUGAGUUGUCUUCCAGACAGGCCAUGCUGGAGAACGCAUCAGAUAUCAAGGUGACCUGACCAUCUCGACUCUUCUAGUGUUUCUUUAUUAUGAAGAAUGUAGUGAAAACUUCAUAGAACAUAGUUAUUUUACUGAAGGAAAACCUGAUAGCACAAAAAAAAACAUUUACACAUACCUGAAGUACACUAUAUAUACAAAAGUAUGUGGACACCCCUUCAAAUUAGUGGAUUUGGCUAUUUCAACCACACGUGUGCAGACAGGUGUAUAAAAUCGAGCACACCGCCAUGCAAUCUCCACAGACAAACAUUGGCAGUAGAGUGGCCUUACUGAAGAGUUCAGUGAAUUUCAAUGUGGCACCGUCAUAGGAUGCCACCUUUCCAAGAAGUCAGUUCGUCAAAUUUCAGCCCUGCUAGAGCUGCCCCAGUCAACUGUAAGUGCUGUUAAUGUGAAGUGGAAACGUUUAGGCGCAAAAACAACGGCUCAGCCGCGAAGUGGUAGGCCUCACAAGCUCACAGAACGGGACCUCCGAAUGCUGAAGCACGUAGCACGUAAAAAUCAUCUGUCCUCAGUUGCAACACUCACUACCGAGUUCCAAACUGCCUGUGGAAGCAGAGUCUGCACAAUAACUGUUUGUCGGGAGCUUCAUGAAAUGGGUUUCCAUGGCCAAGCAGCCGCACACAAGCCUAAGAUCACCGUGCGCAAUGACAAGUGUCGGCUGGAGUGGUGUAAAGCCCGCCGCCAUUGGACUCUGGAGCAGUGGAAACGCGUUCUCUGGAGGGAUGAAUCACGCUUCACCAUCUGGCAGUCCGAAGGAGUAAUCUGGGUUUGGCGGAUGCCAGGAGAAAGCUACCUGCCCCAAUGCAUAGUGCCAAAUGUAAAGUUUGGUGGAGGAGGAAUAAUGGUCUGGGGCUGCCUUUCAUGUUUUGAGCUAGGCCCCUUAGUUCCAGUGAAGGGAAAUCUUAAUGCUACAGCAUACAAUGACAUUCUAGACGAUUCUGUGCUUCCAACUUUGUGGCAACAGUUUGGGGAAGUUCUUGUUUCAGCAUGACAAUGCCCCCGUGCACAAAGUGAGGUCCAUACAGAAAUAGUUUGUCGAGCCCUGACCUCAACCCCAUCGAACACCUUUGGGAUGAAUUUGAAUGCCGACUGCGAGCCAGGCCUAAUCACCCAACAUCAGUGCCCAACCUCACUAAUGCUCUUGUGGCUGAAUGGAAGCAAGUCCCCGCAGCAAUGUUCCAACAUCUAGCGGAAUGCCCAUGAUUUUGGAAUGAGAUGUUUGACAAGCAGGUGUCCACAUACUUUUGGUCAUGUAGAGUAACAUCUUAUCUCACAUAAGAAGAAUGGUUGUUGGGAUUCAUCAAAUGGCUGAUGAAUGUCUAUGUAACUGAAACAUUCCAUUUUAUUUAUUAAAUGUUUAUUUGUAAGCACACUGUGAGUAUGAGGAGGUAGUCCCUUCAACCAUUCCUUACUGAAUGUCAAGUUGGAAGCCCUAAAGUUCUAUCAGAGUUCACCUGUAGUGGUUUUAAUGUGCUGCUCUUUGUCUCCAGCUGGAGAGGUUCAGUAUAUCAGCUCACGGGAAGGAGCUGUUUGUCAAUGCAGACCUCCUGGUGGUGGCAGGAAGACGCUACGGUCUGGUUGGACCUAAUGGGAAAGGGAAGACCACUCUCCUGAAACAUAUCGCCAACAGAGCUCUCAGUAUCCCUCCUAACAUUGACGUGCUGCUCUGUGAGCAAGGUAUGUCACCUGUCCUCUGAAGAACCCCCCGCCCCAUCAUAACCUUCUCUCUCUGUCUCCCUCCCUUAUCCUCUAUCUAUUUGUAUUUAUCUCCACCCCCUGUCUCUCUCUCCUUCUCCUCUCCUCCCUCCCUCUACUCUCCUCUCUCUCUCUACCCCUCUUCUCCCUUCACUUCACCCCGACCCUCUUUCCCCCCUCUAACACCCUGUUGCGCGCUCCAUCUCUCCAUAGAGGUAAUGGCGGAUGACACCCCAGCGGUCCAGGCUGUGUUGAAGGCAGACACCAGGCGUCUGAAGCUCCUAGAGGAGGAGAGACAACUCCAGGCUCUGCUGGAGAAAGGAGAAGACAGCGUGGCUGAGAGACUGGACAAGGUAUGGGGAAGCAUCAUAAUUAAACCCUAAUACACUCUUAGAUCUGCCAGGCGAAAUAUCCACUUUCUAAUUGCUAUGAUAAUCUAUUGAACACAGGGCUGGGGUCAAGUUUUCAUUCAGACUGUGGUAACUGGAAAAAGAGUGUCAUGGUCUCUUAAGCUGCAUUCAGAUAGAAAUGUCAUAUCUGUCAAUAGACUAAACCACUGCAUGUGUACAUAUUGUGUGUCUGUCUCAACCAGGUCUACGAGGAGUUGAGGAUCAUCGGGGCAGCAGCAGCGGAGGCUAAAGCCCGUCGUAUCCUGGCUGGUCUCUCCUUCACCCCAGAGAUGCAGAACAGAGCUACCAAGAAGUUCUCUGGAGGCUGGAGGAUGAGAGUCUCACUAGCCAGGUAAUACCGUUUUUCUCUGAAUUCCAGGGACAGGUGUAGGAUCUUAAUUUGAUCACACUCUUGUUGCUGAGAAUUUUCCUGCACUGCAGGAAAUGCAGAUGAGUUUCGUGAUUUAAAUAAAUUAACUGAAAAUCCACACUAACACAGUUAUAUUAACAGUAUUGCACUUUUCAUGUAACCUACUUUUGGCCAGCUAAUAACCUAACCACAGAUCAAGCAACCUUAUGGACUUAACGUUCAAUUCCUGUUGCUGCAUAAUAAGAUCCUAUAUCUGUAGACCCCCUAGCCUUGCCUAGGCAAUUCUAUAGAUCUGAAAGGAUUUGAUUUUAGCAAUAUGGCAAUUGCUUCAAUUGUUUGUUUUUAGCUACUUCUGCAGGUCAAGUUUUUUUUAUUUUUACAAAGUCACUUUUACAGAGAAUAAAAAUGAACGAAAGUAAAACGUCGAUAAAGACAGUGAAAAUGAAUUCAAAGCUUCUCUCCUACCAGAGCUCUGUUCAUGGAGCCCACCCUGCUGAUGCUGGAUGAGCCCACCAACCAUCUUGACCUCAAUGCUGUCAUCUGGCUCAACAAGUAAGGGCAUACCACACGCAGCCUUUUACUUAAAUAUAAUUUAAUUCACAGGGCCACACAACACGCAGCUGCUUACUCAAUGGGUCUCCUUUCUGCCCUGGAUCUGUGAAUGAUACCACUGCAAGGGCUAAUAUGUUAAUCUCUCCUCCUAGCUACCUUCAGGGCUGGAAGAAGACUCUCCUCAUCGUGUCUCACGACCAGAGUUUUUUGGACGAUGUGUGUACUGACAUCGUUCACCUGGACAACCAGAAACUUUACUACUACAGAGGGAACUACCGUGAGUUUAUUAGCAAUGGACAUUCUUUCUCCUACCCCACAAACUCCAACACAUGUAUAGUUCUAUACACAUUUACAUUUAGCAGGAGCUCUUAUCCAGAGCCACUUGCAGUUAGAUCCAUGUUCUAUAGAUUGAAGUUUCUCUCUCUCCGUUUCGCAGUGACGUUUAAGAAGAUGUACGUUCAGAAGCAGAAGGAGCUCCAGAAACAGUACGACAAACAGGAGAAGAAGCUCAAAGAUCUCAAGGCUGGAGGGAGGUCCACCAAACAGGCCGUGAGUACAGUACAGUUACAUGGUUCUACCUGGAUCUGUCUGUCGCUCUCUCUGUACUUCUCCCAUCAUCCACUGUUUUCUGUCUCAGUCUCUCUCUCUAUCUCUCUCUCUCUCCCUCCUUCUAUCAUCCACUGUGUUCUGUCUCUCUCUCUCUCUAGGAGAAGCAGACUAAGGAGGCCCUGACCAGGAAGCAAGCGAAAGGAAAGAAGAAGGGAGGAGUGGAGGAGGAGAGUCAGGAAGCAACAGAGCUGCUCAAACGACCCAAAGAGUACACUGUCAAAUUCACCUUCCCCAACCCCCCUUCUCUCUCUCCUCCCAUCCUCGGACUGCACAGUGAGUUUUCCCUCUCUUUUCCUCUUCCACUUUUUGUAUAUCCCUGUUUAACCCUCUGCUCUCUGUAUGUCUCAGGUGUGGACUUUGCCUUUGAGGGACACAAACCCCUCUUCAAGAACGUGGACUUUGGUAUUGACAUGGAGACUAGAAGUAAGUAGAAAUUAUUUCUGUUUGCAAACCUGGGACAUGUUCAUUUGGCACAGUUGGACUUUCUGGUCAUUAGCCUCCAUACUAUACCAAACAGCUCUUUUUCCUUGUUCAGUUUGUAUAGUUGGACCCAAUGGAGUCGGGAAGAGUACCCUACUACUACUUCUCACGGGCAGGUUGAAUCCAGUAAGCUUCCCUUCAAACAAAAACAACACAAAUAUUAUCUAUAUAUACAAAUGCAAAUACAACACCUGUUUCUGCACUGAUGGGUGUAACUGUGUCAAACUAAAUGUGUUGAUUUGCCUUUCAGACCAAGGGGGAGAUGAGAAAGAACCAUCGGCUGAAGGUGGGCUUCUUCAACCAGCAGUAUGCUGACCAGCUGAACAUGGAGGAGGCAGCUACAGAGUACCUCCAGAGGAACUUCAACCUGCCCUACCAGGACAGCAGGAAGUGUCUGGGCCGCUUCGGACUGGAGAGCCACGCACACACCAUUCAGAUCUCCAAGCUAUCAGGUUAGGAUUAGAAACAUGCGCGCACACACAUACGCCAUCAUCCAGUGUGUGUCAAUCUGUUCUUCUAAAUGUCUUCUCUCUGUUCCUCUCCAUCCAGGUGGUCAGAAAGCCCGAGUGGUGUUCGCUGAGCUGGCCUGUCGGCAACCUGACGUUCUCAUCCUGGAUGAGCCUACUAACAACCUGGACAUUGAGUCGAUCGACGCUUUAUCAGAAGCUAUCAAUGAGUACAAAGGAGGUAUGUACACAGUAUAAGAGGCUGUUCGAUGUUGAGUGUUUCUUUUGUUAAAAUGUAGGAUCAGAAAGUAGCCUCAGAAAUUGGUGUAGUGAUGGCAUAAAUAAAAUGGCAGUCAACAAACAAUUUGCAUGCUGCUGAAAGUGCCCUUUGGUAGACUCUUCUGACAUCAGUGUUUCUCAUAUAUUAUGGUAAUGUAAUAUGCACUUUCCUGCUGUUGUCCCUUCAUAGCGGUGAUCAUUGUGAGCCACGAUGCCCGGCUGAUCACUGAGACAGCCUGUCAGCUGUGGGUGGUGGAGGACCGGUCUGUCAACCAGAUAGACGGAGACUUUGAGGACUACAAACGGGAGGUCCUGGAAUCACUGGGGGAGACCCUGGUCCACAAGGUCAAGGAGUGACCUACCUACCUACAGCAGAACCAGGGCUGUGUCUCUAUUGGCAUUCUAUAACCUAAUAUAGUGCAUUACUUUUGACCAUAGCACUAUGGGCCCUGGUCCAAUGUACUGCACUAUGUAGGGAAUAGGUUGCCAUUUAUAACAGACCCCAGGAGGAAAUAGAAAUGUAAUGCAAUAUAACCCACCGCUGAAGCUGGCUAUGUCAUCAGCUCAGUGCUGGGGUGCAUCUCCAUAGUCUAAAGUGGCUUCCUUUCCUCGAUCAUUCUGAACUUAUUUGAAAACUCAGGAUAGGUGAAAGCAACAUCAUGGCUGAAGUCUGUCUCCCAAAUCAGUUUGAUUGAAGAAAGGAGGCGUGGAGAGGAAGCCAUGUUAGACUAUUCAGACAUACCCCUGGUGUACUGCAGUAUCUUCUCGGCCUAUGAGAUGCAUACAUUUUCAGAACUACAAAUCGCCCCCUUGUACCCUCUAUACACACCCCUGUAG